AUGGUUGAGGCAGAGGCGCAGAAGGCAUCAGAGGCAGCGGCGCUGCAGAAGGAGGAGGGUGCGGCGCCGAACAUGGUUGAGGCAGAGGCGCAGAAGGAAUCAGAGGCAGCGGCGCUGCAGAAGGAGGAGGGUGCGGCGCCGAACAUGGUUGAGGCAGAGGCGCAGAAGGAAUCAGAGGCAGCGGCGAGGGAGAAGGAUAAGGCAGCGGCGCUGCAUAUGGAGGAGGCAGACGCACAUAAGGAAGGAGAGGCUCGGAAUAAGGCAGAAGCAGCGGCGCGGCAGAAGGCGGAGGCAGAGGAGCAGAAACAGGCUGCGGAAGAGGCACUACAACUGGCUCGGGCAGAAGCGCGGAAGAAGGCUAUUGUAGAGGCACAGAAGAAGGCGGAGGGUGAGGCGCAGAAGAUGGCAGAGGCCGAGGAGCAGAAGCAGGCUGAGGCAGACGCACGUAGGAAGCCAGAUGGAGAGGACGGUUCAGAUGGGAAUAAAAUGGUACAGACAGAGGGACGGGAGACGGCGGGUGCUGAGGGGCACAUCAUCGCAGAGGAAGAGGGGCAGCAUAACGAGGAGGCAGCGUCGCAGGUAUUUGCAUACCGAGAGAUGCAGAGCAUGGCAGAGACAAGGCGUCAAAAUACUAUGGAGGAGGUUCGUGUCGUCCCGGAGGCUGGAGUGGGGCACUACGAGGGAGAUGCGCUGGAAACAGAAGAGGAGCAGAAUGAGGAGGAUACGGUACAUCCGGCAGUCCGGAUAUUUUUGGGAGGAAGUCCGACGCGGGGACCAGGAACCGGGGUAGAGGGGCCAUGGAGGGUGGCAGACGAUGGGGCGCCUAGGGAUACACUGGAUCUCAACAGGCAGAGGCGGCCCACCCUUCACCAGAGAGCAGUGGAGAGGAAUCUCGGCCAAGGCGGGGUGGCAGAAGCGUUUUGGCAGGUAGAGUGGGUCGAGGCAGAGACGGCAAUACGGCGGAUGCUGCAUCGGACGAGUACAGUCCUGGUCGAACAAGGUGACAGGUUCGUCGAGGCCGAAAGCUGGGACAUAAGCCCGGCAGAGGUAACGCGUCGUCUGACGCUCUUAGCCCGAAUGGUGACGCAGACGUUCUGCAACUUGGCGGCCCGCAACAGCAGCAUCAGUCGCGACGUGGCCGAUCUGACCGUCCAUUACUGUCGCGACGCCCUGGCCAACCUGGAAGAAGUCCGCCAUGGAAACGAGGAACGGCGGCGCCAAGCUGAAACGGCGGCCAGGUUUCGCGAGGAGGUGGACACGAGACUCUCCAACUUGCAGGAGAGUAUCGUAAGGAUGAGUGAUCAGGUUCGCCAGUCGGGAGGGGGGAUGGCGGAGGGCACGUUAAAGAGGGUGGAAGAGAGGUUGAGAGAGGUUCUGAGAGAAGACUCUGAGCGGCGGAACAGGGAUAGACUGCAGGACGAGGAGCGGAGGCAGAAGGCCACGAGGAAGGAAGCAGACGCCGCAGAGAGACGGAAGAAGGAACAACAGCAGGAGGAAGCGCGUCGGCAGAAGGAGAUGAGAGAGGGAAUGAAGGAGAUGAAGGAGGCGAUGAUGAAGGAGAUGAAGGCAGAAAUGAAGGAGAUGAAGGAUGGGAUGGUAAACCAGAUUGUGGGGAGGUUGAGCGCGGUUUUGCAAGAAGAAUCCGAGCGGCAGAAGAAGGAGAGGCAAGUGGACGCGGAGCGGCGACAACAGCAGGACGCGAAGAGGAAACAAGUGGCGGACGACGAGGAGAGACACAAGAGGAAACAACUGGACGAGCAAUGGCGGAAGGAGGAGGAGGUGAAGAGGAAGGAUGUAGAGGCCACAGAGCGGCGGAGGAAGAACAAACAUCAGGAGGAAGAGCGACGGCAGAAGGAGGUGGAGGCGGGAAUGAAGGAAGUGAUGGAGGCUGUGAAGGAGAUGAAGACGGGGAUUAAGGGGUGGAAGGAGGGGAUGCUAAGUGAGGUGGAAAAGCGGCUGUCAAUGGUUCUGAGAUUGGACGCAGAGCGGCGGCAAAAGGAGGAGCAGGGUAGGAAGGCAACGGAGGGAGAUCGGCGACAGAAGGAGGAUGCGCAGAGGAAGGAGGCAGAGGAAGCAAAGCGGGUGGAGAGGGAGAAACAGCAAGAGAUGGCGCUCCUGCAGAAGGAAAAGGCGCAGCGGAAAGAUGCAGAGGAGGCCGAGAGGCAGGAGAGGGAGAAACAGCAGGAGGAGAGGCAGAGGAAGGAGGCAGAGGAGGUAGAGCGGCGUCAGAGGGCGAAACAGCAGGAAUUGGACCGCCUGCAGAAGGAGGAGACGCAGAAGAAGGAGGCAGAGGAGGCCGAGCGGCAGCAGCGGGCGAAUCAGCAGGAAAUGGAGCGCCUGCAGAAGGAGGAAGCGCAUAAGAAGGAGGUAGAGGAGGCCGAGCGGCAGCAGAGAGCGAAACAGCAGGAGAUGGAGCGCCUGCAGAAGGAGGAAGCGCAGAAGAAGGAGGCAGAGGAGGCCGAGCGGCAGCAGAGGGCGAAACAGCAGGAGAUGGAGCGCCUGCAGAAGGAGGAAGCACAGAAGGAGGCAGAGGAGGCGGAGCGGCAGCAGAGGGCGAAACAGCAGGAGAUGGAGCGCCUGCAGAAGGAGGAAGCGCAGAAGAAGGAGGCAGAGGAGGCCGAGCGGCAGCAUAGAACGAAACAGCAGGAGAUGGAGCGCCUGCAGAAGGAGGAAGCGCAGAAGGAGGCAGAAGAGGCCGAGCGGCAGCAGAGGGCGAAACAGCAGGAGAUGGAGCGCCUGCAGAAGGCGGAGCAGUGCCGAGCAGAGAAGAGGGCCAGACUUGCAUCCUACGCGGAACAGCAGCGGCAACUGGAGGCAAAGGCAAAGGCGAUGGCUGAAGAGACGGAACGAUUGGCAAGGGAGAUGGAAGAGGAGGAUUUGAUCAUGCAGGGGGAGGGGACCUGGACAGGAGCCGAGGAGGAAAUAGCUGAGGGGCUGGGGAGUUUGCUGUUGAUUGAGAGCGGGGAGGCGAAUGUAGCAGAGGGCGUGGCUAGUGUUCCUGUACGGAAUGUAGAGGUGUCCAGGAGGCGGCCUAGACAAGAGGACAGGGAGCCGGAGGGUCAUGCGGCUAAGAGACGGCGUGCAGCUGGAAUACAGGAGUUGAUACCCAUAAUCCAAGGGGAAAAGAAAGGGAUGAAGAUCGACAAGUGUGACAACAGGAAAAACGCCGCAGUGGACGACAAGGGUAAGACUUUGGGUGUCUGCCUGCCGUUUAGGGGAAGCGGGUUCUCUCAACGGGGCGAGGGAGCUUUGCAGAAGUGGACGUCUGAGCAGACCGUCGGCAGCCGGAAGCGGAACCUCGGCUCUCACAAAACGGUGUGGGAGAGGGCAUACACGGUCGCAGUCUGCUGGAAGCUCUACUUCCCGGAUAUUGACAUGCAGGCAUACGGCAUGAAUCCAAACCGUAUUAACAAGUGGCGGGAAGACCUCGACUUCACAACGUGGCUUCCAACAGGGGUGUGGAGUGUCAUCAACGAACUCCACCUGGACAAACCGGACGGAUUCUCACUCGUUCAAACCAACACGGCUCUUCGGCAGCAGCAGGGGGAUGGCUUUCAGGUAGCUGCCUGCGCUGGUGUCGGAAUAACUGCGUGGCAGAAGAUGACCCAGUGGGAGACGGGCGCAACAACAGCUGCACGUGGAACUUCUACGGCCAUAGCAUCUUCUGCUGCCAGAUCGUCCACUGCUGCCACCGCCUCGUCGGCUGCCUCGUCAUCUUCUGCGGCCGAUGUGCCCUCUGCCGUCCACAAUGCCCUUGCGACGCUUGCAGCCUCGGUUGCUUGCGUUGCGGUUGAGGCGAUGAGGUCGGUAAAAGAUCAGGAGCAUGACAAGGAAGCGUGGAUUCUGCCCCUGUCGGAUGCGCUGCUGAAAGCGCUUCCGGCAGAGUCGCGAGCGGCCGAGGAUGCGAAGCGGAUGACGAGGGUGGUGGCAAAGGUGGUGACCUCUUGGUUCCUAUGCAGCAUGGCAUCAAGAGGCCUUCGCCAGCACCAGGGCGUCUGGCUCGGAGUCCUGCAGAAGAAGUUGGGCGGCCGGGAUACCACAACAGGGGCGGGUAAGGAGAAGAAAACCAAGAAAUCGUCCGCGAAGGGGAACGCGACGAAGGAUGCGUCGACGGAGGAGAACACCGGCACUGGCGGCCAGGAGUGA
Molecule: messenger RNA, 4146 nt
Organism: Closterium sp. NIES-65
Lineage: Eukaryota; Viridiplantae; Streptophyta; Zygnematophyceae; Desmidiales; Closteriaceae
Source: the annotation of a GenBank genome assembly